AUGAAUUCUAAAGUGUGUAAAUUAAUUAAUGAGAUUGAUAAUUAUUUUGUUGAUGAUCCGAACAACCCAGAAGAAUAUAAUUUUAUGAAUAAAUUAAAUACUUUUUUCCCUGAUAGUAACUGUAGUAGUGAUGAAGAAAAUAUUAUCUAUGGUUUUAUAUUGUUACUAAAUAUGUUUGGUGAGGAAGAUAUAGAUGGUGAUAAAAUUGUUGAAUACGCUAUUUUAUGGUUAAGUUAUAAACUAAAUCAAAAAACACAUAAUGGAACCACCAAAUUAUACGAUUUUUAUAUCAAAGAUAUAGAAACAAAUAAUUGUUAUAAGGAGAAUAUAGCUGCUGAUAGUGAUAGUGAUAGUGAUAGUAAGAUUAACAAGAAUGUUAUAUGUAAAAAAAUAAAAUCGAUGGAUAUCGAUAUUAAAGAUAUAUCUAAUUUUUAUGAUGCAUUUAAAUCAUUAUGUAACAUGUAUAGUGAAAUUAGUGUAGAAGACUACGAAUUCAAUAAAUGUUUAGAAAAUGCUAGAGAAUUGUUUGAAAAAUAUGAAAAACUUAAAAAUGCUUUAGAUAUUAAUAAAGGAAGUUCUUAUUAUAAACUAUUGUCUAGUUUAUCAAAUGAUUAUAAAAAUUUUGAACAAUUAUAUAAUAUGGCAUGUGAUAAUUCAUCACCACUUGUAGCUUGUCCACGAAGUUCAGUAACAAGAAAUAUACUAAUUACAAUUGCAAUUAUAUUUGUUGCAGCAUCAAUUUUAUUGGGAGUUUCUUAUAAGUAUUCGUUAUUUGGAUUUCGGAAACGAUCUCAAAAACACCAUUUAAGAGAAAAGCUAAAAAAAUAA
This is a messenger RNA of Plasmodium yoelii, 828 nucleotides long. Its product is annotated as PIR protein. Lineage: Eukaryota; Apicomplexa; Aconoidasida; Haemosporida; Plasmodiidae. The transcript is spliced from 3 exons. The record is from RefSeq and is a predicted model, not a curated record. Bases 1 to 828 code for a protein of 275 amino acids.